This is a messenger RNA of Cinclus cinclus, 1827 nucleotides long. It is a transcript of the gene LMOD1, whose product is annotated as leiomodin 1. The coding region runs from base 1 to 1827 and encodes 608 amino acids. The record is from RefSeq and is a predicted model, not a curated record. Gene Ontology annotation, biological process: myofibril assembly; muscle contraction; pointed-end actin filament capping. Gene Ontology annotation, cellular component: myofibril; striated muscle thin filament. Gene Ontology annotation, molecular function: tropomyosin binding; actin binding. The transcript is spliced from 4 exons. NCBI's taxonomy places the organism in Eukaryota, Metazoa, Chordata, Aves, Passeriformes, Cinclidae.
AUGUCCAAAGUGGCCAAAUACCGGCGACAAGUUAGUGAAGAUCCAGAUAUAGACAAUUUAUUGUCUACUUUGUCUCCAGAGGAGAUGGAGGAGCUGGAAAAGGAGCUGGAUGUGGUGGAUGCGGACGGGAGCAUCCCUGUGGAGCGCAGCCAGACAAACCAAUCAGAAGACUCCUCACCUGGCCCACAAAACUGUGACACGGCGCUCAACCACCACGACAAGGACACCAGGAGGCUCCUGCAGCGGGAACACUCGGUAGACGAAAGCAGGUUGAGCAAGAAUAAGGGAGACAAAAAUCAAGAAGAAAAAGGAAAGGAAUCUCCUUCCAAAGAUGCAUCCCAGAAACGAGAUACUAAAGUGGGGAAAGACUCUAAAAAGGAAGAAAAUUUUCAGAAAACAGACCCGAAAGGUAAAGCUGAGACUGAAACCAAGAGCAAAGAGAAUAAAGCUAUGAAUGAUAAAUUCAAGGCCAUGGAGAAAAAGCUGAUGGGGAAGGACAGGAAGGAGGAAGAGAGAGGUUCAGUGUUGAAGAAGGACACAGAGAAGGACAAAAAGAAGGAAGAGAAGAGCUCAGAGUUGAAGAAGGAUGCAGGGAAGGAUAAAAAGGAAGAAGAGAAUGGCUCAUAUUUAAAAAAGAAAGAUGCAGGGAAGGAUAAAAAGGAAAAAGAGAAGGAUUCGGCAUCAAAGGACACAGGGAAGGACAGAAAGGAGGAGAAGAGUUCAGAAUCAAAGAAACAGGCAGAAAAAGACAUAAGAGGGGAAGGUAAGAAAGAAAAUUAUAAAAAAGAAGAGGAAAAGGCUUCAGCUGUGAAAAAAUCCAAGGCAGAUGAGAAGGAUAAAUCCCAGGCAGAAGCAGAAAAGGCAGAAAAGGUGGAAGAGAAACAGGAGGCCAAGGCAGGAGCUGGGAGCAGCCCUUCAAAGCCUUCCUCCAGCAGCUCCACAGAUCAAGCCAAGGACGAUGAAGCCUCUAGCAUCUUUGAUGAGCUCAUCGAGAAGGUGAAGAACAACGAUGCUGAGGUGACCGAGGUCAACGUGAACAACUCUGACUGCAUCAACAAUGAGACCCUGGUGCGCUUCACCGAGGCCCUGGAGUUCAACACUGUGGUCAAGAUGUUCGCCCUGGCUAACACCCGUGCUGAUGACCAUGUGGCCUUUGCCAUUGCCAUAAUGCUCAAGUCCAACAAGGUGCUGACAAGCAUCAACUUGGACUCCAACCACAUCACAGGCAAGGGUAUCCUGGCCAUUUUCCGGGCACUGUUGCAGAACAACACACUGACGGAGCUACGUUUCCACAACCAACGGCACAUCUGUGGGGGAAAGACAGAGAUGGAAAUAGCCAAGCUCCUGAAGGAGAACACCACACUCCUGAAGCUGGGCUAUCACUUUGAGCUGGCUGGGCCACGCAUGACUGUCACCAACCUGCUGAGCCGAAACAUGGACAGGCAGAGGCAGAAACGCCUCCAGGAGCAGAAGCUGGCACAGGAACGGGGGGAGAAGAAAGACCUCCUGGAGGUGCCCAAGCCUGGAGCACUGCUGAAGGGGUUCUCCAAGGCAUCCCCACAGCCAUCCCCCAAAGCUUCCCCCAAAAGCUCUCCCAAGAAAGGGGGGGCACCCACUGUGCCACCCCCACCUCCUCCUCCACUCGCCCCACCACUGAUGAUCAACGAGAGCCUGAAGAACUCACUCUCGCCAGCCACACAGAGAAAGUUGGGAGACCGGGCACUGCCAGUCCAGGAGAAGAACUCUCGGGACCAGCUCCUGGCAGCCAUUCGCUCCAGCAACCUCAAACAGCUCAAGAAGGUGGAGUUGCCGAAGCUGCUGCAGUAG